Colletotrichum spaethianum is the source of this 570-nucleotide messenger RNA. RefSeq lists its product as uncharacterized. NCBI's taxonomy places the organism in Eukaryota, Fungi, Ascomycota, Sordariomycetes, Glomerellales, Glomerellaceae. The record is from RefSeq and is a predicted model, not a curated record. Bases 1 to 570 code for a protein of 189 amino acids. The transcript has 3 exons.
AUGGCUGAAUAUAAACUCAACAUCCGCAUCGACAAGAACUGCGUUACAAAGUUCAAAACCAGUGGGCACAAGAUAUGUCUGGCCUUUGGCUUUGAUACCACCGCCAGACCGGGUUCCACCAAGUUCAACGUCAUCGGAUACUCUUCAGCCAGCAGCAGUGCGUUCGCCAGCGGAGUUCGCUUCGACGUUGCAACGACACCGCAACCCAUCUCCUCGGGAGAGACCUGGAUCCUGCCCCCGGACUGGAGCGACGGCUCCUCCACCCCCGACCCCGACGUGCCCGAUGACGACAUCUUGUUCGUGAACGAGGCGUCGUCUGCGUCUGCCGUCGUGUACAAGACGGUAAACGGCGUCGAAGCCCCCGUCUACGUCAGCCACUUCGGCCCCCUGCCUCCCGGGAGGGAGUCCUUGACGCCCAAGUUGCAAGCUGCCGUGUGGUUCCAGAUGGGCGCCGAGACCGGGGCCAUCGUUGACGAGCACGACACGCCCAUCCAUGUCAUUGAUUUCACGAAAGAGAGCUUCCAUGAGGUCGUGUAUGGUCCGUCGGGCUCGUGGGCUAUGGUUGAGUAG